UUUACCUCCGUUCUCAUCUCAUCGCAUUAUCUUCUUCCCUAUGCUUACUGUUGGAUUUGAUCUGACGUUUGAUAGCAAAGUACUAAAAAAACCAAAGUAUCAGAAACUACAGUAAUUUAGCAUGCAUGUACAAAAUACCAUGGUUUUAAUAUAACAACGUUUUUUGAAGUAUUCACAAUGCAGAGGACCUGUUUGGUUACACCACGUAAUGCUGUAAAAUUUACUAGCUAGCUGUUGGCCGUGCAUCCAUUCGUAGCUACUAGUAGCUAGCAAUUGCUUUUAGCGGUGAUUAGUAGUAGUACUCGUUAAGAGAGAUGAGAUCGCCUCUCCGGACCUUGGCUGAUCUCUAAAGGAUAGCUAUGGAUUGCUUCGGAUCCUUUCUAUGAUCAACGUAUCCAGCCUAGCUAUCUCAUUCCCAUUAGGGAACACGCAGGACAGGGGAUCGAGCGGCGGCUUGAUAGCCAGAUGAGUUUGUUGAGAAUAUCUAGCGACUGACUCGUUUCUUUCGCUUGCUCUGUUAAAAAAAAGAGGUUCAGGGCUCUUUUUAUUAUGCAGAGAAAUUACUACAGUUUUGUAAAUACUCUAGUUUUAGUAACACAGUUUUUGGCGUUAACCAAACAGGUCACAAUAAAUAAAACCGCGGUAUCUAAAAAAACUGUAGUAUUCUUAAAAUACUUAGAAAAUACAUUGCAAUCAAACAGGGCCUUAAUCUUUCUUCCGUGUUAAGAGCUUAUGGAACACACAUGGGGCUGGGACAGGCUGAUCCCCUGGGCGCCUGAUUAUGUUCUUUUCAAAGUCUACUUGGAUUAUCUCACUGAUUACUUCCACCAAAAUUUUCCUGCUAAUAUCAACCUGUAUGCUGCAGCCUGUAGUGUAAGUUCCCUCUUGCCUAUACGAAACUAAGCUGUUAUUUGGUUGAUUGGUUUGCUUAUUAACUUCUCUGUACCGUUGCAAAUGUAAUGUUUUCAAGUGUCUGGAAAUGGAGAAGAAAUUGAGUUGCCUAGUAGGUUUCACUGCUGACCUUAAUGAACUGAGCAACAAUAUCAAGGAGAAAGCGGGCAGUGUGACUAAAACAGGUCCUGAAUGUCCUGUUGCAGCUGCUGGCUUUAUGUGUAUUGCGGAGGAAGGCAAGUUGAUGUCUGAGUUAUUGGCAUGCGAAAUCAAGAACCGUGAGGAGGAUGAUGAUUUCAUUACUGAGGUGCUGGAAGAUCAGUCAUUCAACUUUAGCAAUGAUGUCCGUCAGAUUGUGUUGAGUAUUAUGAGCACCUACGAAGGGCCUUGUUCUGAAGCUGUUGCUGCUUCCUUGCUGGCCAUGAGUAAGGAGGCUAAUAUUGUACAUGGGUUGCUGAAGCUGGAUCAGAACCACAUGGACCGCUUUGCAAAGCUUAACAUCUGUGAAAGUCAGCGGCGCCAUUUACGGAAAUUUCUUAUUGGCAUUCGCAAUUGCAAGUUUCCAGAAUUGCUCACAUCUGAGCCAGUUAUGCAAAGUGAAAAUAAUUAUGGUAACAGUUCUAAUGUUAAUGAUAUGGUCGCGAUCUCUAGUACUCCCCAAAUCACCAGUGUUACCGCUCCUGCUACUGCCAUAUCAUGUGACGACACCUUGCUCACGAAGGUCAGCCGUAAACAUAUGGUGAAGUUUCUUGAGAUUAUGGAAACCACAAAGGAAUUCGAAACUGUCAACGAUGUGCCGCCAUUGGAUAUCAUCCUCUACAGAGAGCUUAUGGAACCAGCAUGGGGUUGGCAAAGGCUAUUGCCCUGGAAGUCUGGUUAUGUUCUUUUUGAAGCCUAUUUGAAAUACCUUGAUGAGUACUACUACCGGAAUAUAACUCGUGAUUUCAACCUUUAUGCUGCAGCCUGUAUUUGUCUGGAGACGGAGAAGAAGUUGAGUACUGCAGUAGGUCUCACUCCUAAGCUUGCUGAACUGAGCAAGAGUAUCAAGGAGAAAGCGGACAGUGUGACCAAAUCAGAUUCUGAAUCUCCUGUUGCAGCUGCUGGCUUUAUGUGUAUUGCGGAAGAAGCCAUGUUGAUGUCUGAGUUAUUGGAAUGUGAAACCAAGAACCGUGAGGAUGAGGAUGAUUUCAUUACCGAGGUGCUGGAGGAUAAGUUGUUUGACUUUAGCAAUGCUGUCCGUGAGAUUGUGUUUGAUAUUUUGAUCACCUACAAAGGGCCUUUUUCUGAAGCUGUUGCUGCUUUCAUGUUGGGCUUGAAAAAGGAGGCCACUCUUGUACGUGAGUUAUUGGAGCUGAAUCGAAACUGCAUGGACCGCUUUGCAAAGCUUCACAUCUGUGAGAGUCUAAGGCCAUGCUUACGAAAAUUUCUUUACGGCAUUCGCAACAGCAAGUUUCCAGAAUUGCGGACGUCUGAAUCAGAUCAGGCAAGUGCUGUGAAUGACCGCGAAGCUGACCAUGAAAACAAGAGUAUGGAAGGCAAGAGCAAUGGAGAUCUCGAUUGUACAACCUUUAGGCAUCUGCUCCCUCCGCCUCACAAUGCAGUGCAGUGCCCAGUUCUCACGCAUCUCAAUCAGAGUUCGAUGUAUACAAAGGAAAGUCAACAGAUUGCUGGCCUCUGAACCAGAUAAGGCAAGUGAUAUGAAUGAUGGUGAAGCUGACCACUACAACAACAGUAUGGAAAGUGAGAUUAGUGGAGACCAACCCUGACACGGGUGUCUUCUGAGCUACUGUACAUCGUGUUUCACUGAAGUACACUACUCCUUGUUCAUUGUUUCUUAGGUUUGUGGUGAAUUGUUUUAUCCACUGGUGUUGAACACAUAUAUAUUAUAUUCUCUCGAUCCAA
Messenger RNA from Triticum aestivum (bread wheat), 2793 nucleotides. RefSeq lists its product as uncharacterized. The transcript has 12 exons. The record is from RefSeq and is a predicted model, not a curated record. NCBI's taxonomy places the organism in Eukaryota, Viridiplantae, Streptophyta, Magnoliopsida, Poales, Poaceae. Bases 980 to 2569 code for a protein of 529 amino acids.